AUUGUUGGUCAGCUGUAGCUAAUCAAAACAAACCGCUUUUACAUUUCCGUAAAAGUGGAUACUGUGCAUACUAAAAUGAGUCGAAAAGACGCGUAAAAAUUGUUUUUUUUUAUAAAAUUAUACGGGUUUUGAUGAAUGCCAUAAUUGCGCUAUGUCACUUUUGCGAGGCCCAUGGUCCCGGGGCAUUGUUCUGCACCCAAACGCUGCGCGAAACAAACAUCCACCAGCUGGACAUUAAUUUCGACAGUGAUCGGAAGGGGUGUCCGGCGUGCAACUCUAUCGGAAACACCAUCGGUCUGGUGAGCAAGGAUCCGGACAGUAAUGCCCACUUCGUGAGCAGUCAAGUCCCAGUGAUCAACGAAACGAUCGAACUGGUGAAGAAAGCUGCCUUCCGUAGUAUCAGUAGCGAAGUGAGUUCCCCUCCCGGCAGCGGCAGCGGCGAUGGUGGAAUGGUAUUUUUCGGAGAUGCCCAACGGGGUCAUGUGCUGAGUCACACGUUUCACCUGGUGGAUUCCAACGCUCGCGGGUUCAGCAAGCUGUUCUCGAUUGUGGUUCUGAUGAAGGACAAGACGUUUCUGCUGAACAUACAACCCUUCUUGGCGGAUUGUUUGAAAAAGAUUUCCAAGGAACUCCAAGGUUACGCUAGCGUUGUCCAUGAGCAAGAUUUGAAAGCGCAGGGAUCACAGCGGGCGCAGAGGAUGAGCCAAGGGUACACGGGAGCUACCUCCACAACAAGGUCUCUGGCGGAACUAACGGGGAAGGAAUCCAUUUUUGCCUAUUUGCAUGCACAUUUCUCGUUUGUGCUAUGGGCAGGUGUGCGUUAUCUAACGGAAAGUAUUACCCUUGGAAGCCCGUCGGUUCCACCGUGGCUGGGACGGGAUACCGAGGAAGGAUUUACCAUGGUUCAAACCGAUAAGGAAGGGUACAUGUUGCGACGCAUGGGACUGGGAAAAGCGGAGGACGAAUCAAAUCAAAUCGACGAGCGGACGAAGGCUAAAUAUUCCCUGCGAAUGUUUCGACAGAUACUGAAGAGUGACUUCCCGUCGGUUUGCUUCUGUGUGUUGACGGGAAUUCAGAUAGUGAUUCGUGGGCCAUUCGUCAAAGGUGCCUGUUUGGUGAGAAAUUUGAAGAAACUGAUCCCGGAACCUCUUCACAAAUUGGUCAGAGCUCGUGCCGAAUCAUACAAGGCUGCGAAUGAGUGCCGGAUAAUCAAUUUGAGCCAAGAUGCGGUGGCACCGAAUCCGUCCGCUGGAAUUAUGCGAAUCGAUUUGGUAGAUGACCGGAAUAAGGACACCGUAGCCGUUUGUGUUUGGGAAGGUGAUUUGCCUUUGAAAUUGCCAAUGUUGCUUCAAAAAAUAACCAAAGCUGUCGACGAAGAACUUUUUACUGAUUUGGUCCUAGACAAACACUUGCGAGCCUUGAUCGAGGAAUGGAAAAACAAAGUGGUCUGCAUUCGGAAGAUGAGCUCCAACCAGGACGUGGCCAAGAUCAAGCGAAUAAUGGGCAUCCAGCCGCAGGACCAAACGCUGAUCACAUACUGGUACAGUCACUUAUAACACCCGACUGCAUUUCACGUGGAACCGUGUCCUCCAUGUAUUUCACUUAAUUACACAAAUAAUAAAAGGAAUAUUGUGUUUUUCCUUCGAACCAA
Messenger RNA from Toxorhynchites rutilus septentrionalis, 1651 nucleotides. It is a transcript of the gene BHD, whose product is annotated as folliculin. The transcript is spliced from 4 exons. Gene Ontology annotation, biological process: negative regulation of transcription by RNA polymerase II; positive regulation of GTPase activity; positive regulation of transforming growth factor beta receptor signaling pathway. The coding region runs from base 132 to 1556 and encodes 474 amino acids. The record is from RefSeq and is a predicted model, not a curated record. NCBI's taxonomy places the organism in Eukaryota, Metazoa, Arthropoda, Insecta, Diptera, Culicidae. Gene Ontology annotation, cellular component: cytosol. Gene Ontology annotation, molecular function: GTPase activator activity.